CUGCGGCGAGCUCCUCAGUGUGCCGGUCGGGCUAUCGCGCUGCGCCUGCCCGCUCUGCGGCGCCGAGCUGGCCGUCGACUCCGCGCGCCUUCGGAACUACAUCCUCUCCUCCGCCGAGGCGGCCGUCGUGCCGCUCGCCGCCGCAUCUGUCCCACCGAUUGUUGCUGCUCGGGAGAAAUGGCAAGAGCGUCCUAGUUAUGCAAUGCGCGCAGGGCUACCACGAGCAGAACCUGAUGAACAACAGGGGUAUACUGAUCAUGUGAUUGAUGGAGAACAUAUACCUGUGGCUAACGAGACUGUUGCAAAUAAUAGCCUUCAGAGAAAUCGACCGCCCCUUGGCCGUCGUAUUGUAGGCAACGAGGAGAGACAAGCUUUGCCUCUAAAUGAGGUCAGAGAUCAUGUAAAUGAUCAGCACCCUAGUUACACUAUGCAGCCAAAGCGAGCACAGCUGGCACACUUGCAUCAAGUCACUCAUUCAGAGGAGAUGCAGGAUGGACUUCUCAGCCAUGAAGUUUAUGGAGAGGCGGGACAUACUGAACUGAUAGAUGAGGCUACUGCAACUCAUAGAAACCAGAGAGUCGGAUGCUCUGUUAGCCCCCAGACUGUAAGUAUAGAGGAGAGGCAUACGGAGACUCCUGCUCAGAUCAUACAGCAGGUGCACAAACAGCCUUUUUAUGAGAGUCAUGCAGAAGGCAGUCAGUUAUACUGUCUGGAUCUUGAUGGGGUGGUUCAUCCACCUGUCAACCAAGCAAAACACGGAGAAGAGGCAUCUACUGAGAUGAUCAAUAAAACAGUUUCGAGGGAGAGCAUUCGGCCAACUGGAUGCGCUGUUGAACCCAACUCUGUUAAUGUAGAGAAGAGAAAGACAUCGACCACAAAUUAGGCAAUUCGUGAGCGUAUCAAUCCUGCAACUAAUAGAGAAGCCAUGUGCUCUCUUCCUAUAAAGAAGACUACUGCACCGUGUAGUAGCAAGCAGAACAAAUCAAAGUUAGCUAAUGCUAAGACUAUUGGCAAGAAGAGACAUAUAGAACCACUGAACCACAUUAUACAGCAGGCAGAAGGACAGACCUCUGAUAGCCGUAGUCUUGGAACCCAUGUCGACUUUGAGCAUCAAAGUAAGGCUAAUGAGAGGCCUGGCAACACCUCGACUCUUAAGGAGAGGGAACAGGUUACAUCUCCGAAUAAGCUGGCUGAUCUAAAACAGAAAAAUGUAUGCACUAAUGAGGAAACCCAGAAGGAGCAGAUUGAAGUUAAUGUUUCCAAGCAGACUAGUGGUUGGACUCAGAAGAAGAAUAGGAAAGGCUCAAUAGCUUCAUCAAAUGCAGGGCUUCUGCUUAGACGUAGUAAACGUCUGGCCAAAGAUUCAGCUGGUGCUAUAGAAAAUGAACCUCUAGAAAGUGAUCCUGGUGACCUGCAGGAUUUUGGUCCUAAUGUCCAAGUGCCAGCAGAUGCUAUGGAUGACGAAUCAGUUGAAUGGGAGCCUCUUCAGCAGUGUCCUGCCUCUCCAGAUUGUGAAGUGUCAGUUGCCAUGACAGACACUGAAUCUGUAGAAAGUGAGAACGAUGAUGCUGUAUCUCCAGAUGAAAGCAUGUCUGAUUCUGACUAUCCAGACACUGAUAGAAUGAGCGCUGGUCUUUACCCUAGCACACCGUCUGCGCAUAAGUUGCCUCAAGAAAUCUCUGAUGAACUAGAUGACCUCUAGAGGUAAUAACCGACAAUAAUGCUGCUGCCUUGUGACCAUGAGGUCACGGGUUCAAGUCCUGGAAACAGCCUCUUGCAGAAAUGUAGGGAAAGGCUGCGUACAAUAGACCCAAAGUGGUCGGACCCUUCCCCAGACCCUGCGCAAGCGGGAGCUACAUGCACUGGGGCUGCCCUUUAUUACCUCUAGAGGUCAGAAGGGCCCUUGCCAAGAAGAAAUAUAAUGUGUUUCAUGACCGUCUGAUGCCUGAGGGUUCCAAUAAGGUAUCCCUGCACGAUAUAACUGAUUCUGAGGAGCAGCAACAAGGUAAAAAGGGACACAAAGCAGGAGGUAAUCUUUGUGUCAAAAUGUGGACCUUGCCUGAGGGUGUACGGGUGCCAGUCUCCUUGAACACUUCGGGCCUGCCAAUUGGAGUAAAUGCAAACAUGUUGAUUAACUUUCUAGGCACACUAGCAUGAGAUGGAAUAUUGGCACCUCUCACGUAUAUAAGUUGGAAAAAUAUUCCAAAGGAGAACAAGGAUGUUAUGUGGCACAUUGUUAAGCUUAAAUUUGAUGUUGAUCCACCUCAUGAGUUGUCGGUCCUGAGGUCAAUAAGAAACAAGUGGCGGGUUUGGAAAUCUUAUUUAAAACGGAAACACUAUGAUUCUCAUACAACCCAAGAGGAACGCCUUGCUGAUCGAGAUCCUCGUGUCUCAAAAGAACAAUGGCGAGUCCUUGUUGCAUAUUGGAAUACCGAAAAGGCAAAGGCCAGAAGUGCUACAUCUAAAGCUUCUCGAGCCAAAUCAACCUAUAUCAAUAAAACCGGAUCCAAGAGCUUUGCGCGGAUGCGUCAGGAAGAGUCAAGAUCUUGUGACCCAUCUCUUGAGAGUCCAGAAGGCUCAGGAGACGACUAUGCGCCUGCCAUCGGUGCAAACAGGAGGGUUAGUGCACGCAGGCAUACACCUGGGCCCUCUCCCAAAGACCUGCAGGAAAGGUCAGCCAUGCAAGCUGCGAGGGCCAAACGAAAGGCUGGAGAUGAAGUCUCCACACUGAGAAAUAAGGUGGUAGUAACAGAGGAAAGUCGCCCCAAAAACUCCCAGGAAAGUGCAGUCUUGGAAUCUGCGAGGGAUAAAAGAAGGGCUGAAGAUGAGGCAGCCGCUCUAAGGAAGAAGGUGAUAGCGAUGGAGGAAAGUCAGAGAAAGCUGCAGGAGGACUUGGCGAGAGUGACGAAUGCAAUGAGUGCUAUGCAGAAGAUGAUGGCAACUGGUGGCUUACCAAAUCGAAAUGGGUGAACCAGCGGUACAACCAAGUUUCCAACAGAUUGGACCUGAUUGGCUGAUGCUUGGAGUACAUACCUGCAAUUGUUUCUGCCUUUAGCUUGCUGAUCCUGCAAUCGUAUCUAUGGAUCCUAGUUUUAGAUGUGCAAUCUCUUGUCAUGUUUUUUCCGUUGUCGUAAGAGGGUAACUAGUUAUUUAUCCUGAUAUGUAGGACUGAGAACUUAAGCUUGUUUUGCCUAUGUAUAUGUGAUGACAAUGGGAUGUUACCCGAAUUUUAGCAAAUCUUACCGAUGUUGGCAAGAAAUUCCGUUCAAGCUUCACAGUAUGUCGCUGAAAUGACAUCACGGCAUUUCUUCAGUUGCCAGCCAUAUCCUAGUUAAAUAAUUUGGCUGAGGGAAUUAUUAGUGCCAUAGCCUAUCUCUAUAUUCCUGCAUUAUCUAAGUUGAGAUUGUGACGUAUGCUAACAAGAUGAUUUCUAAAACACCAGUGUAAGAUUUUGAGAAUACCUUAAUUGUAUCUGCAUUUUAUCUUCAAGUUUUAUGAUGUACUAGUGAUCUAAACGAUCUUAUAUUUCUUUACAGAGGGAGUACUAAACUACAUCACAAUUCUAACAUUUGCUCGGAGGUAGAAGUGGAAGUUCACAUUGAGAAUGAAUCCUCUCACGCCCUAAGACCAACAGUGUUUCGUCCUCUGACAGCAAGGAGGUCAGAAGCUCAAGAAUUGCUCGGACACCACACCACCCACUCUCAAAUCUCAAUGGAGCUACCACCAUGGGCGCCCUUCCUCGCCGUCGUGCUCGCCACCAUUCUCUUCUUGAAGGCCGUCUUCCGCCGCAAAGGCACGUGCAACCUCCCGCCUGGCCCCAAGCCAUGGCCGAUCAUCGGCAACCUCAACCUCAUAGGUGCACUCCCGCACCGCUCCAUCCACGCGCUCUCCAAGCAGUACGGCCCGCUCAUGCAGCUCCGUUUCGGGUCCUUCCCUGUCGUUGUUGGCUCCUCGGCCGAGAUGGCCAAGCUCUUCCUCAAGACCCACGACGUGGUGUUCACCGACCGGCCCAGGACCGCCGCCGGCAAGUACACCGGCUACGAUAACAGCACCAUCACAUGGUCCCCGUACAACGCGCACUGGCGCCAGGCGCGCAGGGUGUGCCUUGCGGAGCUCUUCAGCGCGAGGCGGCUCGAGUCGUACGCCUACAUCCGGCACGAGGAGACGCGCGCCCUCCUGUGCGGCCUGCACGAGGCCUCCGGGCGCCUCGUGCUGCUCAAGGACCACCUGUCCACCCUGAGCCUGAACGUCAUCUCGCGCAUGGUGCUGGGCAGGAAGUACCUGGAGAAGCAGGCGGCGGGCGAGGACGGCUCGGCGACCAUGGCGCCGGAGGAGUUCAAGUGCAUGAUAGACGAGCUCUUCUUCCUCAACGGCGUGCUCAACAUCGGCGACUCCAUCCCAUGGCUCGACUGGAUGGACCUUCAGGGGUACGUCAGGAGGAUGAAGAAGCUGAGCAAGAAGUUCGAUCGAUUCCUAGAACAUGUCUUGGACGACCACAACGAGCGGCGGCGCCUCCAGGGCGAGAACUUCGUGUCACGGGACAUGGUUGACGUGCUGUUGGAGAUAGCCGGCGACCCAAAUCUUGAGGUCAAGCUCCACCGGAAUGGCGUCAAAGCUUUCAUUCAGGACCUCAUCGCCGGUGGCACGGAAACCACGGCGAUCACAGUGGAGUGGGCCAUGUCGCAGAUGCUCAAGAAACCCGAGGUGUUCUCCAAGGCCACAGAGGAGCUGGACCGUGUGGUGGGGCGAGAACGAUGGGUGACGGAGGACGACAUCCCCAGCCUUCCCUAUGUGGAGGCCAUCGUCAAAGAAACCAUGCGGCUGCACCCGGUGGCGCCCAUGCUGGCACCCCGUUUGUCCCGUGAGGACGCUUCCGUCGGUGGCUACAACAUCCCCGUUGGUACGCGCGUGCUCAUCAACGUGUGGUCCAUCGGCCGUGACCCGGCAGUGUGGGAUUCGCCGGAGGAGUUCGUACCGGAACGGUUCGUCGGCAGCAAGAUUGACAUCAAGGGGCAUGACUUCGAGCUGCUGCCAUUUGGGUCCGGGCGGCGGAUGUGCCCCGGAUACAGUCUGGGACUGAAGGUGAUCCAUGUGAGCCUCGCCAACCUGCUGCACGGCUUUGUGUGCAAGCUCCCCGAUGGCGUGACGACGGAUCAGCUGAGCAUGGAGGAGAUCUUCGGCCUGUCGACCCCGCGCAAGUUCCCGCUACAGGUCGUGAUGAAACCCAAGCUCCAGGGCCACCUCUACGCAAGGGGUCAUUAGGGUAUUGUUGUCCGCUUCUUGUGCUUCCCAAGUCUCGUAUUGCGUUCUUGUGUUGCGUAGAGUCAUGUGGAAAAAUAAUGGGAAGAUUCGAUGGAUGCUUGUCCAUAAGAUGCUUGCUAACUAGGGGCAUUUGACGUC
Molecule: messenger RNA, 5400 nt
Organism: Triticum dicoccoides
Lineage: Eukaryota; Viridiplantae; Streptophyta; Magnoliopsida; Poales; Poaceae
Product: trimethyltridecatetraene synthase-like
Exons: 8
Coding region: 3712-5262 (516 amino acids)
Molecular function (GO): monooxygenase activity; iron ion binding; oxidoreductase activity, acting on paired donors, with incorporation or reduction of molecular oxygen
Source: RefSeq, a predicted model, not a curated record